Messenger RNA from Daphnia pulex (common water flea), 705 nucleotides. RefSeq lists its product as uncharacterized. Lineage: Eukaryota; Metazoa; Arthropoda; Branchiopoda; Diplostraca; Daphniidae. The record is from RefSeq and is a predicted model, not a curated record. The transcript has a single exon. The coding region runs from base 1 to 705 and encodes 234 amino acids.
AUGGGUCAGUUCUCUGAUGACACUCAGCUCCGGAUUGGCUUUCGACUCCGUCCCGCUCCAUCUCAACAGCUAUCGGCCCUAAGCAUGAUGGCAAGUUGUGCAGCGCGCUCGGAAACUUGGUUUACUGCAAAUCGGGUGAAGCUUAACGUGUGUAAGAGCGAACUUCUCUACACAUCGACUCCGAACCGAUCCAAGCUGAUUGAAAAUCUACCUCUUCAGGUUGGAGAUGACUUGGUUCAACCUUCUCUAGUGGUGAAAAAUCUUGGAGUGAUCUUCGACAGCAAUUUGACCAUGAUCCCGCAUAUCAACAGCGUGUGCAAGUCAGCAUUUUUUCACAUUCGCACACUGGGAAAAAUCAGGAAAUACCUGUCACCACAUGCGGCGAAAACCUUGGUUCAAGCUAUGGUUCUUUCCCGACUGGACUACGCCAACUCGCUGUUUGCUGAUCUUCCAAAAGAACAGAUCCUGAGACUGCAGAGAGUCCAAAACGCUGCUGCCAGAUUGAUUGUCGGAGCGAGGAGGUUUGAUCCUGUUUCCAACCAUCUCAAAACCCUGCGUUGGCUGCCAGUCAACGAGCGCAUCAGCUUUAAGUGUUUGGUUUUGGCCUUUAAGUGUCUGCAUGGAUAUGCCCCUCCAUAUUUGUCAUCCCUGAUUGAGCGUUCAAACCACCACGGACCCUCAGAUCGUCGUUUUCUAGUGAUCUAG